Oryctolagus cuniculus (rabbit) is the source of this 2511-nucleotide messenger RNA. RefSeq names its product Jupiter microtubule associated homolog 2 (gene JPT2). The record is from RefSeq and is a predicted model, not a curated record. Lineage: Eukaryota; Metazoa; Chordata; Mammalia; Lagomorpha; Leporidae. Gene Ontology annotation, cellular component: nucleus.
GAAGUGUGAUUGGCGGGGGCGUAGUCCAAUGGGCCCUGAAGGGUGAGCCUAGGGUACCUGCGCUGGGCCAGGCGGGAACCCAGGCGCCCUGGCUGAGGAGACGGGGAGCCGCGCGGCGGCCGACAUGUUCCAGGGUGCAGAGAGUGAGGCCGGACGGGCAAGCUCCAGGGCCAUGAAGCCCCCAGGAGGAGAAUCCAGCAAUCUUUUCGGAAGUGCGGAAGAAGCCGUUCCUUCGAGCAGACCUAACAGGAUGGCGUCGAAUAUUUUUGGACCAACUGAAGAACCUCAGCACCUGCCCAAGAGGACCAACCCCCCAGGGGGCAAAGGAAGUGGCAUCUUCGAGGAGCCGCCCCCUGUGCAGGCUCGGCAGCGCCUGAACCCGCCGGGUGGGAAGACCAGUGACAUUUUUGGGUCUCCGGUCACUACCACUUCGCCCUCGGCACAUCCGAACAAACCCAAGGACCACAUCCUCCUCCGAGAAGGAGAAGACCCGAGCCUGGACCCGAGAGCUGCAGCGGGAACCCCGUCCAGGGACGCGCCGCUGGACGAGAAAGGCCGCUCCCGAGAAGCUAACCAUGCCAAGGAGCCCGAGCCCGCACCCCAGGUCGACAGCCACGAGCCCCGGCUGGGGCCGCGGCCUCGCUCCCACAACAAGGUCCUGAACCCGCCAGGAGGCAAAUCCAGCAUCUCCUUCUACUGAGAGAAGCCCCUGCUCCCCUGUAGCGAGGCGGGAAAGUCCAGAGCCAGGGUAUCACACGUGGUCACUUCUUUCAGCCCAGAUGCGCGGGGUGGGGUGCAGGUCUGUCGGGGACGUGAGGCUGGCUGCUCAGGGGCUCGCUGCCCAGGGCCAGGGCAGCUGGCUGAGGCCGGCUUCCUGAUGGGACUUCGGGGAGUGACAGGACGGCCUGGCCAGCUCCCGGGGUGAGACGCCCACCCUAGGUCCUGCUACCCCGGGGACUGACAGGACAGCAGGACAGCCUGGCCAGCUCCCGGGGUGAGACACCCACCCUAGGUCCUGCUGCCCCGGGGACUGACAGGUCAGCAGGACGGCCUGGCCAGCUCCCGGGGUGAGACGCCCACCCUAGGUCCUGCUGCCCCGUUCCUGCUAGCCGGGCGGUUCCCACUCCAGAGGCGCCCGUGGCUGGGUUCCUGCGUCCCCUCCUCGUCCCUCGCCACACGCUGUCCCGCAGCUGCUCCUGAUACAUCUUGAUUGGGUUUCCUCGGCAGCUUCCAGCAAAGACCAGACACCGUCCUCUGUCUGCGUCUCCUGGAGGCCCUCGCUCCCCGAUCCUCUGAGCGCGGCCGGCCUCCCCGCGGGGCUGGUCGUGUUCCCUGCCCUGAGUCGUUCCUGCUUUUCUCUGGUCAGCCUUAGGUCUAGGCCUUCAUUCUUCACCAGGACGUGAACCGCUCCCUCCCUCACAAGCCAGGGCGCUUCCUCCAAGGCCCGUGGCUGCCACCGCCAGCUCCCGGAGCGUCUCCUGCCGUUGGGUGGUGGGAAGGAGGGGCUUGAGGACCUGGGCUCUCGGGGUGGCUUCCUCGCCGUCUGAGAAUGUCCUAAAGUGAGGCCACACCUGGGGACCGCGGCCCGGCCUGUCUGCAGCACCUCUCAGUCGGUCCCUCAGCUUCCCCAGAGCAGGAGGAGCCGCGUGGGCAGCCCUCGUGGAUCUGUGCAGGAGACCGGGGUCAGGUGUUUGCCAGCAGAGGUGCCGGGCCGGCCUGAGUCCCUCCCGGUCGGCCCAGAGGGCUGGGCGGUGUUCCUGCACAGCUGACACCAGGCCUAGAGAACUAAUUCAUGAUUAGGCUUCUGCAGAGCCGCGGCCGGGCUCGCCACACUCCCUGCACCCUGGCUGCUCAAGUGCCUGAGCCCAGGUUCCACUUCCUGUUCCUGGCACACCAAGGGGCCUGCACAGGCGUUGCCAACCAAAGACCAUUUCCUCCUUUUGGUGCCUCAAGACUUUAGAGCCAAGACACACUUAGCCUGCAGCCUAGAAGAGCUGCAGGAGGCUGGGUUCAGUCGUCUCUAAGAGCCUUGUGGGGCCGGGGAGGGCGUUUAAAUGGUGCUGAACUAGAAGCCCAAACACACUGGCUGGCUGGCUUACAGGGAACAGCCUGAUGGUGGGGAUGAAGUGUUGUUUGUAACAAAUUCCAAAUGGAUGCCCCCGCUCUCAGGCAGGGCACGGAUUCGCCCGGGGGGAAGCUGAGGUUUUGGGGGAGGGGGAGGGGUCUAGGAGCCGCAGCCGUGGAAGAUGUCUCAGCUGGCACUGCCUGUACUUGGAAGUGGAAUGACCGUUAGCAUCCUCUGCUCGACGUCUGAGCUGCGUUACACUAGUCUGUAUUCUUAUUAAGCCUUAAAACUUUGUAAGUGCAUUUGGUGCCAACAUUUUUUAGAGCUGUAUCAAAACAACAAAAAACCUGUACUUAACAUCGCAGUGUAAUUUUGAUAGGAACACUUUGUUAUUUUUACAAGGCAGGAUUGGGUGUAGCCGUGGGAUUAAACUUAGCAGUCACGUG